GUCUUAAAGAAGAGGCUUAAAUCACCGCGUCAUGGUGGAUGUUGGGUUAUAAUCACUGCUGUUAAUGUCUUGCCCCAGGAGCUCCAGUUCGAGCGGCUGACUCGGGAGCUGGAGGAGGAGCGGCAGAUCGUGGCUAGCCAGCUGGAGAGGUGCAUGCUGGGAGCCGAGUCACCAGAAGGAGACAGCAGCAGCUCAUCCGAGAAGUCGUUUGCAUGGAGAUCCGCAGGCGGAGAGUCUCAGGGCGGAGCCACAGAGGGGUCUGGAUGUCCUGGUCGUCACCUGGAAGCAGAGGAGGGACUCUUCCUGCCGGAGCCGGACCGAGCAUCCCUACAUGGCAGUGAGGGCUCAGGAGGUCACUCGGUCCAGAUGACCUCGUAUUCUGACAGCGGCUACCAGGACAGCAGCGUCAGUUACUACAGCAACCAGAACGUAGUGCGUUCGGAGCCCCGAGCAUCAAUAUCCAGAAGCCCAAGAGCAGAGGGUCAAGCUUCUGGGCAGGCCUCCAGCCGGGUGUUACGGAGGAUGGCCUCCCUCCCCUCCAGGAGCCAGUCUCCUGGCUGCGGCACUGCCGGCACAGUCUCACCUUCCCGCAUCUCCCUGCGAACAUCCCAAGGCAGCACGUAUGACUCGCCCAUCCUGUCUGAGCCCAAACCGCUGGCCGCUGUUUUCCCAGGCACUACCAUGCCGCCCUCCUGCCCGUCGCCGACCUCCCCGACUGAGAGCACCCAGGGUAGAGGGGGUGGUGCAGGUGGAAUUGUAGGAGGAGUUGGACUAGGAGGAGGCGAAAGAGGAGGAGGAGGAAGUGGAGGACGUCUGGGGUCCUCCCUUUCCUUGAUCGAGGGGAGGGGUUCAAUGGGGUCACCGCUGCGCUCAGGAAUGACGGCGGUGCCGCAGCACUACGGCUCCACCCUCCCCAGGCAGAGCCAGCCGCUGGCGUACGGCACCGAUCCAUACGGCCUGUACCAGAGGAGCGCUCUGCCCCGCCCAGACAGCCUCAUAGGUCAGUGUGACACCCAGCUAAUAACGGUCAUGCUCAUCGGUACCUGA
Messenger RNA from Maylandia zebra (zebra mbuna), 1047 nucleotides. Lineage: Eukaryota; Metazoa; Chordata; Actinopteri; Cichliformes; Cichlidae. The record is from RefSeq and is a predicted model, not a curated record.